Messenger RNA from Aspergillus affinis, 783 nucleotides. RefSeq names its product zinc finger protein. The coding region runs from base 1 to 783 and encodes 260 amino acids. The transcript has a single exon. NCBI's taxonomy places the organism in Eukaryota, Fungi, Ascomycota, Eurotiomycetes, Eurotiales, Aspergillaceae. The record is from RefSeq and is a predicted model, not a curated record.
AUGAUUAAUGUUCCUACUUCACCUAUUGCAAAGCUUCGACUACUUGUUCUUUGGAUUGCGCAAUCUCCUCAGCGAAUACAGAGGUGGGAUAAUCGACCUAGAUGUACAAAAGCUAUCAAUUACGAUGUUGAUACUCGAUGGAACUCUACCUUUGUUAUGAUUGAGAGAGCUGAAGAGUGCCGCCGGCAGCUCGAAGAUACAGUUAACGAUGAACCAGACAUUGAAGCCUUAUGUCUCACAUCUAACGACUGGAAACAGCUCUCAGAUAUCAAGAAAAUCCUGACUCCAUUCAACGAAUAUACUGAGUACGUCUCCCGAGAUAGCCCUUCAAUUCAUAUGGCGGCACGUAUGUUUGAAGAGCUCCAUUCUAUACUCUUCGCUAUCAAGGAACGACGAGGCGAGUGGCAGAAGGUUUCGCCAGCAAUAACUGUUCUUAUUUCUGAUGGAAUCUCACUUCUGGAGCAGUAUCACGACUGCGCUAAAGAUAUCGAUAUAUACUAUAUCGCAAGCGUUUUGGACCCUCGAAUCAAGACUAAGUCGCUCAAAACGCUACCAGAUGGAGAGAAGAUUAUUGGCCGAAUUAGGGCGUUCCUGAAGAAAGCAUAUCCUACCUCAAAACAGCCUGUAUCGACUACUCUAAGUACUAAUUGGAAGAGUUUCGAAUAUCGAUUUCUAGAAGCCUUCCAGCCUACACAGUAUAAUGUCGCUGAAUCUGAUAUCGACCAGUAUUCUGAUACUCCUACAAUCAGUACUGGUUUCGAAAAGAAGCCAGAGCCAAACUGA